Messenger RNA from Sclerotinia trifoliorum, 2628 nucleotides. NCBI's taxonomy places the organism in Eukaryota, Fungi, Ascomycota, Leotiomycetes, Helotiales, Sclerotiniaceae. The record is from the annotation of a GenBank genome assembly.
ACGUGCUACCUGUUAUGCAUGGACUAAAACGUUGAAGAACCCAGUUACCCCGAGUAGAUGAUAAGUCUAUGUUAUUAGGACAAAACUUGUUUUGUGCUUACUGUUACCAUAAGUGGAUUCACUAGCGCGGGACUGGGGUCUAGAGAUAAGCAUUUAGUGGCUGAAUACUAGUUCAAAAGCGUUGCAAUCGAAGUGCAACUCCUGAGGUCGUUCAAGCGAUUUGCGGUUAUUUGCUGACCUGCACUUAUCAACCAUGAUGGUUGCGAUCUGCACAGUAGGAUUUCCAACUUUUUAAAAAGCAGGGUUCGGUGCAUAGCAGCCCCAGUACCAACCGGGGUGGCAAAAUCGCCUGAAAGUUACCAUGUUCAUUGAAGGAUUUUUCGUUACCUGCUAGUGACUGCGACGUAAAGGGUCCUUGUCUUUUUGAUUCUGCUCUUGGCUUCUUUACACGCAAGAUUUUCCCACAAACCCGUGCCGCCCGUCGCAAAAGAUUAAGUGACAUUUUUGUCUUCGUGGGGUCCAUUGUAUCUCAUCGGCUAGGUUACCUUUUUCUACUGAAGUGUAGGCGCACGGUAACAUCUCAGCUGCCGGAGCUGCCGAAUAUCCUUUCACUGCUUCAGCAAUAAUGUUGCCAGUGGUAGGCGACAGCAAGACCGAGCAUACCACCGACUCUACAGUCAAUACCCCAAACAUAGAUACAGACAAAGAGAAUGAAAAACGGACAAGCGAUCUUUCACCUAGAUGUUCCUUAGACGAGAAUUCUGAUAUCGCUCUAAGUGACAGUGACAAUGAGCAUAUCAAGCUCAUCAAAGCCAAAGCUACUCGAACCGCCGAGAAAGAGGGGAACUCAAAUGAUAUAGCCAGUAUGCCACCUAAAAACGAGAAUGAGAAGCCGGCAUCAUGGCCUUCUCUGCCCAGAAAAGAUCAGCUUUUCAUCCUAGCCCUCGCGCGUAUGGCUGAGCCCAUAGUCCAAUCCAGCAUAAACUCCUACAUGUUCUUCAUGCUGCGGUUUUUUGACCCAUCACUUUCGGACUCAGCCAUUUCUUCGCAGGCAGGCUACCUUGCAGGCGGCUUUACAGCCGCUCAGUGCAUCACAGCUAUGAUAUGGGGUCGUGUGGCUGACAAGGCCUCGGUGGGCAGAAAGAAUGUACUCAUUAUCGGUUUGUUAGGAACGCUUACAUCCACGAUUGGCAUUGGAUUUUGCCGGUCUUUUGCUCCUGCACUAUUUUUUCGUUGCCUUGGCGGAGCCUUGAACGGCAAUGUUAGCAUUAUGCGGACGAUGACUUCUGAAAUCAUUCGCGAGAAGAAGUAUCAGACUAAGGCUUUCUUGUUGAUGCCCAUCAUGUUCAAUGUUGGUGUUCUUUUUGGUCCCCUGCUUGGUGGUUGGUUACAGAAUCCGGUCCACACUUUUCCCCGGGCAUUUGGGCCAGGAAGCAAGCUUGGUGGCAUAGAAGGUGUGGGAUGGAUGCUGAAGUAUCCAUAUGCUUUACCAAACUUGUUGAAUGCUUUACUGUUGUUUGUCUCGCUUUUCCUUGUAAUUUUGGGUCUUGAAGAGGUAUGUAAAAGCUCACAGUUCCUGUUUAAACUCCACUCACACGUUUUUCAGACACAUAUGGAUCGUCAGCAUCUCUCUGAUCCAGGCCUCAAGUUGGGUCGAUUCAUGGCUCGGAUCAUUUGUUGCAGGCCGCGACAGUCUCAAUAUGCCCCGCUAGAAGUUGAGGAUAAUUUUCACGAUAUUGAAAUGACAAUGCCUCCUGAAUAUACCAAAGAAACCAAAAACUCGUACAAACCACGUGCGAAACUACCAUUUCGCCGCAUACUUCGUCGCAAUAUCAUUGCAACUAUGGUCGCCCAUGGGCUUAUACAAGGCCAUACAAGCGCAUUUCAAAAUCUUUGGUUCUUGUUCCUUUCUACGCCUCGCUUUGAUCCUACCCGCCCAAACCCGCCAGAUUAUACACCACACCCUCCCUUCUUCUUCACAGGAGGCUUAAGCCUCUCACCGGUUAUCAUUGGAACAGCAAUCGGUAUCAUCGGCGCCAUGGGCCUGACUUUACAAUUCGGUGUCUAUUCAUGGGUAACGCACCGUUUGGGCGUUUUAUAUGCAUACCGCUAUGCUCUAGCACUUUUCCCCUUCGCUUAUGCACUUGCUCCAUUCCUAGCAUUAUUUCCAACGAAAUCAGAGUCACCACAUGCAGCAGACGGCCCAUGGAUUUGGAUUGGAAUUUAUAGUUUGCUGCUUCUCAUUGUUACAGGCCGUACAUUUGCGCUUCCCAGCUCGCUCAUCCUUAUCAAUAACUGCACGCCGCACCCGAGUGUCCUCAGCACUAUCCACGGUAUUGCGCAGAGCGUGAGUGCCGGAGCCAGAACUUUGGGUCCGCUCGUUUUUAGUGCGGUGUAUGGGCAAGGCUUGAAAAAGGGGGUGGUGGGUAUGGCGUGGUGGAUACUAAUGAUUGAAGCUUUUGUUGCUUUUGGCGCGAGUUGGUUGGUUUACGAAGGGAAUGGACAUGAAAUUCGUUUGGAGGAAGAUCCUUGAUGUUGACGUAAGUCUUAUAUAUAUGUUGAUACGAGUCAACGGUAUUAUGGUUCAUGUGCAUCGAGCAUUACUCGAUUUAUAUAGAUCAUAGAGAA